AUGGCUUACUUACAGUCUAUGCCUAAAUCUGAAACAAUUAGGUUACGUGAAAAACAUGUGGGAGCCGCCUGCCAGUUGUUCUUCCGUUCAUCGCCGUUGAAAAUUGUUCGGGGCAUCGCCCAGUUCAUGUAUGACGAGACGGGCGAAAGAUACUUAGAUUGUAUCAAUAAUGUUGCACAUGUGGGCCAUUGCCAUCCCCAUGUUGUGGAAGCAGGCAGAAAUCAAAUGUCACUGAUAUCAACAAACAAUCGUUACCUUCAUGAUGAGCUGGUGAUAUUGGCUGAAAGGCUUGUAAAAACAAUGCCGGAACCUCUUUCCGUCUGUUUCUUCGUAAACUCUGGCUCAGAAGCCAACGAUCUUGCUUUAAGAUUAGCUAGAAUUCACACAAAGAAGAAAGAUGUUAUUACUCUGGACCACGCGUAUCAUGGCCACCUUACGUCUAUGAUUGAUGUCUCUCCCUACAAACUGAACCUACCAGGAGGGCCCGAGAAGCCAGAGUGGGUUCACGUGGCGCCGGUCCCCGAUAUAUACCGUGGAAAGUACACAUAUCCAAAAGAUUCACAAUCAGAAGAGAUACUAGGGCAAAUGUACGCUGAUGAAGUUGGAAAGAUUUGCAAGGAGAUCUCGAGUAAAAAUGGCGGGGUCUGUGCUUUUAUAGCGGAAAGUUUGCAAAGUUGCGGCGGUCAGAUAAUCCCGCCCGGUGGAUACCUUAAACGUGUUUUUGAAUAUGUUCGAGAAGCCGAUGGAAUUUGUAUUGCUGAUGAAGUUCAAGUGGGUUUCGGGCGUGUAGGAACUCAUAUGUGGGCGUUCGAGACUCAGGAUGUUGUGCCUGACAUCGUGACAAUGGGCAAACCUAUGGGAAAUGGACACCCCGUGGCUGCCGUCAUCACUACUCCGGAAAUCGCAAAGAGCUUUGCCGAUACUGGAGUUGAAUAUUUUAAUACGUAUGGCGGUAAUCCGGUGUCAUGUGCUAUUGCAAACGCUGUUCUCGAUGUCAUCGAAGAAGAGCGUCUUCUAGAGCGUGCCACGCGAGUUGGUAACCAUUUGCUGACACGGUGCGAGAAGUUAAAGCAUAAGCAUCGAUUAGUUGGUGACGUUAGGGGCAGGGGACUUUUUGUGGGCGUCGAAUUAGUGACUGAUAGAGAAAGAAGGACCCCAGCGACUGCGGAGGCGAAACAUAUCGUUAAUAGGAUGAGAGAAGAAAAAAUUCUGAUCAGUCGCGACGGACCAGACAGCAACGUGUUGAAAUUCAAACCACCCAUGGUAUUUUCCACGCAAGACGCGGACAGACUUGUCGACACGUUGGACAGGGUACUGUCUGAAUUAGACGAUGAGAGAAUACCAGUCAAGAAUAUCAAACUAGAAGUAUUAGUCACAUCCCUCAAUGAAGAGAAGACGAGUAACGACUUAAUUUUAAAGAGUAAUAUGAAGCAAAGCAUCAAAGCUAUAUAA
Molecule: messenger RNA, 1452 nt
Organism: Parnassius mnemosyne (clouded apollo)
Lineage: Eukaryota; Metazoa; Arthropoda; Insecta; Lepidoptera; Papilionidae
Source: the annotation of a GenBank genome assembly